CUUCACAAAAACCCUUUCAUUUAUACCUCUCUCCUUCUUCUACACCCUCCCAACUCCACCCCAACAACACACUUCAUUUUUUUUUUUAACCAUAAAAAUGAAAACCAAAAUCUGGGUUUUGGAGAUCCUCCUCUUUCUACAUUAUUUCUUUCUGGGGAGAGCAAUGGCAGCGGAGGCGGGGAUGCCGGUGAUGGCGGCGCCGGUGGAAGGGAACACGACGUUCAUAGAUGGGACUACGUGGUGUGUGGCGAAGCCUGGAGUUUCACAGAUUGAUUUGCAAAAUGCUUUGGAUUGGGCUUGUGGAAUGGGGAAAGCUGAUUGUAGAGCGAUUCAAAAGGGAGGGCGUUGUUAUGAACCGGAUACCCUCUUGUCCCAUGCGUCUUAUGCAUUUAAUAGCUAUUAUCAACAAAAUGGCAACUCUGAUAUUGCUUGCAAUUUUGGUGGUUGUGCUACUUUGACUAAGAAAGACCCAAGUUAUGGGAAAUGUGAUUAUUCAGCAUCCAGUUCGACAAACUCGGCACCUUCAAAAUCCAAGAACAGUCCAAGCCAUAUCUGCCUGAAGUUGCUUUCUGGGGUUUUUGUGGUUCUAAAUCUAUAUUUUGGAAGCUAAUGAAUUAUUUGAUUUUGGAUUAAGAGCUUAGUUAAUUAAUUUUAAUUAACAAAAGCCAAAGUUGAAUCUGAAGGAAAGGAGACAAAAAGAAAAGGCAAAGAAUAUUGGAUGAGUUAAUCAAUUAAUUAACAUUCUGUAAAUUGUUAUGAUUUUUGCUUAGUUUUUAUUCUUCUCUUUGUCGAUGGUUUAGGAAUCUUAGUUUCAUUUUUCAAGAUUAUUCUCAAUUUAUUCUUACUUUCUUUUGUAUAAUCCUUGCCUUUAUUUAUUAUUAUUAAUAUCUUUUUUUUGGGUUUUCCUUUAUCCAUUAUUCAGAAAAAAAGGAAUUGUUUCCUUAACGAUGGAGGCAAGUAAUUGUAAUUUUUAUUUUUAGUCACUGCGUUCGGAAGAAUUUAAUUUGAAUCUUUGGUUCUUGAAUUUAAAAU
Cucumis melo (muskmelon) is the source of this 1032-nucleotide messenger RNA. RefSeq names its product glucan endo-1,3-beta-glucosidase 13. Lineage: Eukaryota; Viridiplantae; Streptophyta; Magnoliopsida; Cucurbitales; Cucurbitaceae. The record is from RefSeq and is a predicted model, not a curated record. The coding region runs from base 98 to 610 and encodes 170 amino acids. The transcript is spliced from 4 exons.